This is a messenger RNA of Clavispora lusitaniae ATCC 42720, 1473 nucleotides long. It is a transcript of the gene GSH2, whose product is annotated as glutathione synthase. The record is from RefSeq and is a predicted model, not a curated record. Gene Ontology annotation, biological process: glutathione biosynthetic process. NCBI's taxonomy places the organism in Eukaryota, Fungi, Ascomycota, Pichiomycetes, Serinales, Metschnikowiaceae. Gene Ontology annotation, cellular component: cytosol. Gene Ontology annotation, molecular function: glutathione synthase activity; ATP binding; glutathione binding.
AUGACCUUCAAGGACUUCCCCGAGCUCAGCGAAACAAGCCAGGCUGAACUUGUCGAGAAACUUCUUCAAUGGGCAUUGGCCAAUGGCUUGGUUAUGUAUCCACCAAACUAUGAGGUCCAUUCUACCAAUAAUGCACCAGUUACCCUUUAUCCAACGCCGUUUCCUAAAGAUAUGUUCGAACGGGCAGUGAAUGUGCAGCAGGGAUUCAACAAGUUGUAUGUGAGUGUGGUUGCGAACCAAAAAAAUUGGCUCAUUGACUUGAUUGAGGGCCUCUCAGAUUACGACAAGGACUUCACGGGGAAGUUGUAUGAAACAUACAUCAAAGCGGUAGAAUUUGGCAAGGGCAAAGUUGUGCAGCCAUUGUCAUUGGGUAUCUUCAGGUCAGACUAUAUGUACAACCAAGCAGAUCAUUCGAUAAAGCAGAUUGAGUUCAACACUGUCAGUGUUUCGUUUGGCGGAUUGUCGUCUAAAGUUGGUCAAUUACACAAUUACUUGAACAAUAGUGGGGCUUAUGAUGAAAGCUAUUCUAACAAGUACUACUCAGAGCAUGAUCUUCCCAUAUCAGACUCUAUCGACCAAAUCGCCAACGGGUUGGCGCAAGGUAAUUACUUUUACAAUGGCGAAAAGCAAAACACAGCCACGGUAGUCGUCUUUAUCGUGCAAAAUGGCGAAAGAAAUUGCUUUGACCAGCGGCAUAUAGAAUAUGCUUUGUUGAACAACUUCAACAUCAAGUCCUACCGCUUCUCUUUGGAGCAAGUGGAAUCGCACUUGACAGUGAACUCGGGAAAGCUUUAUGUCAAAAAGACCAUGGAUGAAGUUUCUGUGGUUUACUUUAGAUCAGGAUAUUCGCCAGUCGAUUACGAAUCUGAUCCUGAGUCAACAUGGGCAGCUCGUUUAUUUCUUGAGAACUCGGCAGCAAUCAAAUGCCCUUCGGUUUUGACCCAGCUUUCCGGAGCCAAAAAGGUACAGCAGGUCUUAACUAGUAGAACUACUGUGGAAAACUUCUUACCAGACGCAUCCGAGGAAGAGGUCAAUGAGCUUCUCGCUACUUUCGUUAAAAUAUAUCCCUUGGACAACUCUGAGGAAGGUCAGUUGGCAAAGAAGCUUGUUGCAGAGCAUCCAGAAAACUUUGUUUUGAAGCCUCAGAGAGAAGGAGGAGGUAACAAUGUUUACAAAGAGAAUAUUCCCAAGUAUUUGAAGAGCUUACCUGAAAAAGAAUGGGAAGCAUAUGUGUUGAUGGAACUCAUCCAUCCUCCAACACACAAGAAUAAAAUUAUCCGCAACAGCGAUGUUUAUCACGAGGAAAUCAUCUCCGAAUUGGGUAUUUUUGGAACUGUGGCUUUCAACGAGGAGACAGGUGAAAUUUUGGCCAAUGAAAAUGCCGGUCACUUGUUGAGAUCGAAGUUCAGUUCAAGUGAUGAAGGUGGUGUGGCCGCAGGAUUUGGCUGUGUCGACAAUGUCUAUUUAUACUAA